AUGGCCAAGGCUAAAAAGGCGAAAAGUGAAGAGCAGAAAGGAGGAGAUAAUACUAAUUCUGAAGCAGUGGUUAAGCAUCAGAAGCUUUGUCUCUCUAUCGACAUGGACAAUCGUCGAAUCUACGGGUACACAGAACUUCUGAUAGUUGUACCAGACAAUGGCAUUGUGGGUUUGCAUGCAGAUAAUUUGGCUAUUGACAGGGUUACAGUAGAUGGGGAGCCAGCAGAAUUCGAAGUCUUCCCUCAUUAUCAGCAAUUAGACCCAAAGGAUAGAUGGUGUGUGGUAUCGUCAGCCACCUCAGCUGCUGAUGCAGCUGGUUCGGUGUAUUUGUCAUCUCUUGAGAUUGAAUUGCUUCCGAAUUUGCUAAUAAUGUGCAGCAAGUCUGCCAAAAUGGAGAAUGAACAAAGACAUGUGCAUAUGAACACUGGUAUCGACUCGUCUGCUGAUGCCGAGCAGAAUGUGAAAAAAGUUCGCAUUGAUUAUUGGGUGGAGAAGGCAGAAACAGGAAUUCAUUUUGAUGAUAAUGUGUUACAUACUGAUAACCAGUUAAGGCGUGCAAGGUGUUGGUUCCCUUGCAUGGACGAUAGUUUGCAGCACUGCUGCUAUGAUUUAGAAUUUACAGUGGCCAGUAACCUCGUGGCAGUUAGCUCUGGAACAUUACUUCAUCAGAUUUUGACCAAGGAUGAUCCUCCGCGGAAGACAUAUGUAUAUAGAUUAAAUGUUCCUGUGGCUGCUCAAUGGAUAUCUCUGGUAGUUGCUCCAUUUGAAAUUCUUCCUGAUCAACAUAGUGGUCUUCUAUCACACAUUUGUCUACCAGCGAACUUGUCAAAGCUAUGGAAUUCAGUUGGAUUUUUCUACAAUGCUUUCGGCCACUAUGAGUCUUAUCUAGGUGCGAAAUUUCCAUUUGGGUCGUACACACAAGUGUUUAUAGCUCCUGAAAUGGCAGUAUCCUCGUUGAGUUUGGGAGCAUCUUUAAGUAUCUUUAGUUCUCAAAUGCUGUUUGAUGAGAAGCUUAUCGAUCAGACUAUAGAAACGAGGAUUAGACUUUCUUAUGCCCUUGCAAGACAGUGGUUUGGAGUAUAUAUCACUCCUGAAGCUUCAAAUGAUGAUUGGCUCUUGGACGGUCUUGCUGGGUUUCUGACUGACACAUUCAUUAGGAAGUAUCUAGGGAACAAUGAAGCACACUAUAGGCGGUAUAAGGCUAAUGUCACAGUUUGCCAAGCGGAUGAUAGUGGUGCAACUGUCUUGAGCUCUGCUGCUGCCUCUAAGGAUUUGUAUGGAACCCAGUGUAUAGGUUUUUACGGAAAAGUGAGAUCAUGGAAAUCUGUGGCCAUCCUUCAAAUGUUGGAGAAACAGAUGGGUCCUGAGUCAUUUCGUAAAAUUCUUCAGACUAUUGUUAUUCGGGCUCGAGAUGCUGUUCAUUCUUUUAGAACUCUCAGUACCAAGGAGUUCCGGCACUUCGCCAAUAAGGUUGGAAAUCUUGAGCGUCCAUUUCUUAAAGAGUUUUUUCCUCGCUGGGUUGCGGCCUGUGGUUGUCCAGUGCUGAAGAUGGGGUUCUCCUAUAACAAAAGGAAAAAUAUGGUUGAGUUAGCAGUACUGCGGGGAUGUACAGCCAGACCUGAUUCUAAUGCAAUUGUUAAUAAUGGUAAUCCUGAUAAUGAAAACCGAGAAGGCGAUGUUGGAUGGCCAGGCAUGAUGAGCAUAAGGGUUCAUGAGCUUGAUGGCAUGUAUGAUCACCCAAUUCUACCAAUGUCUGGUGAACCUUCGCAGCUGCUGGAAAUUCAAUGUCAUUCAAAACUUGCUGCUAAGCGCUUCCAGAAACCCAAAAAGGGCUCCAAGCCUGAUGGUUCUGACGACAAUGGUGAUGUGGUGCCCGCUACUGAUAUGCGACCAAAUUCUGAUUCUCCCCUGCUGUGGCUUCGCGCGGAUCCAGAAAUGGAGUAUCUUGCUUUAGUUCACUUUAACCAACCUGUUCAGAUGUGGAUAAAUCAAUUGGAGAAGGACAAGGAUGUUAUUGCUCAGGCCCAAGCUAUUGCAGCAUUAGAGGCAUUACCACAACUUUCAUUUUCUGUUGUGAGCGCUCUAAAUAACUUUCUCAUGGAUUCCAAGGCUUUCUGGAGAGUCCGAAUCGAGGCUGCCUAUGCGUUAGCUAGUACAGCAUCUGAGGAUACUGACUGGGGUGGCUUACUCCACCUGAUCAAAUUUUAUAAAAGUCAGAGAUUUGAUCCAAAUAUCGGACUUCCCAGGCCAAAUGACUUCCGCAAUUUCCAGGAGUACUUUGUACUUGAGGCAAUUCCACAUGCCAUAGCCAUGGUCAGGGCUGCAGACAAGAAAAGCCCCAGAGAAGCUGUUGAGUUUAUUUUGCAACUCCUGAAGUACAAUGACAACAAUGGAAAUCCAUAUUCUGAUGUUUACUGGCUUGCUGCAUUGGUCCAGUCUGUUGGUGAACUUGAAUUCGGACAACAGAGUAUUGUAUACUUAUCACCCCUUCUCAAGAGACUUGACCGGCUUUUGCAAUUUGACAGGUUGAUGCCAAGUCAUAAUGGGAUUUUAACAAAUAGCUGUAUUCAGUCAUUGACUCAAAUUGCACUCAAGCUGUCAGAAUUCAUACCUCUUGAUCAUGUUGUUGAACUUAUUAAACCAUUUGGGGGAUCGACCACAUGGCAAAUUCGAAUUGAAGCAUGCAGAGCACUCCUUGACCUUGAGUAUCAAUGCAGAGGAAUGGAUGCAUUACUAAUACUAUUCAUCAGAUACCUAAAUGACGAGAUGUCUCUGAGAGGGCAAGUUAAAUUAAGUGUCCAUGCUCUGCGCUUAUGUCAGAUGCAAAAUCCAUCUGAUCCUGGCAAUGAUGUAAAGAGUGACACACUUGUGGCCAUGCUUCGCUUGCUUGAGAGCCCCCUGGCCUUUAACAACGUUAUUCUUCGUCACUACAUUUUCUGCAUUUUGCAAGUUCUUGCUGGAAGGGCUCCAACGCUUUAUGGGGUUCCAAGAGAUGAAACACUGAGGAUGGGGCAUGCAAAAACUAGCAGUGAACUUAAAAACAUUUUCGCUGCUCUUGUUAAGCAAUCUAAUCCUCCAGAACCUUGUUCAGAUGCCCUUGAACUUCCAGGUGAUAUUUUGGUCCCUGAAGUUUCCAAGGAAGGAAAUAAUUAUCCUCAAAAUCAUGAACAGACUAUUGGAGUUACCUAUACUACACCUACUGGUUCAGCAACUCUGGAUGCGCACAGGACAGCAGAAACUCCUUCUCAUAGUCCAGUGUUGCACCAUGGUGAAGAUGGUCCCAUCACGAUUAGCAAAGUGUCCACUUUAUCUGAAAGUAAUGACAUGAAGCAAGUCACUGACCUCUUAUAUGAUAACUCAAUUGCUCCUGAGGCUUCAAGAGAAGCUGACACUUCAUUUGACAUUCAUCUGCAAACGGGAUCCGGUGGUGACCCUGUGCAUGAUUCUGUUGCCAUUGCUGAAGUUCCGAAAGCUGAUAAUACUGUUUACAGAAGUUGUGAACAAAAGAAGCCAAAGCUCAAGAUUAGGGUCAAGCAUUCUGCGGCAUCCAGUCGGGCAGAGGAACCUGAUAAUGGUAGACAGAUACGAUCUCAAGAUGGGGCCACUGAUGCUGAUCAUGGAGCGAGCAGCUCAGUUUCUGUUGAUGCACCCCAAAGAAAUUUCAUCGAGAAUGUUAGCACAAGUAAUCAGAACCUUGAUGAUGUCAAUUCUAGCCAUGAUGUUGGAUCUAGAGUAACUGCCAGCAUUGGCUGUGCGAAACUUGCAACUGAACUACAAUGCACUGCAGAUUCAAGCAAAGUUUCUUUGCCGCUUCUACCUGAUGAUUACUUGCCUAGUAACACCAUGAAAAAUGAUUUGGAAAUGCCGAGCCAUGGAAACACUAAUUUACCUUCACCGGCUGCCUAUAUCAUUCAUUCCUCUAGUCAAGAAAAGGAUAAGAUAAAAGACGAGAAGAAGGAGAAGAAGAAAAAGAAGAAGGAGAAGCGGAAGAGGAACGACCACGAUGGUGAUCCGGAACACCUUGAACGAAAGCGACUGAAGAAGGAAAAGAAGCGGAAAGAGAAGGAAAUGGCUAAAAUCCUCUACGGUGAGACAAAAACUGUGGAUUCAGUUGGAUUGAGAAUUAACGAGGGUGGUGGAGCAACCUUCAAUAGGGAAGCCAAGCAGCCAACUCCAUUGGAAUUUGGGAACAACAAAAACUCAAGCAAUAGAACAGAAAUGGCGGAAGAUCCUGCAACUAAGACGAAACCAAGUGAAGCCAAUGCCUCGACAAAUGUAAACACAACGGAAGACAGUGCAAGUGCACGCCAACCUACCAUUGUUGGGCUAUCUCAAGGUAAAACCGUUCAGUCUGGACGAGAAACUCAAGUUCAACACAUUUAUGACCUGUCAGUUCAUUCUGCCAUUGAUGAACUAUCAAGAAUUCCCCAGGAUGGAAUUCUUCAAAGACUUUCCCAGGAAAAAUAUCUGAAUCCCCAGGUGCUGACAUGCAUUGAGGAAUUUGAUGGAGAAAUAGACAAAGUAAGAAAUCUUGCUCUGGAAAAACUGAAAAAAUCCAAGAAUUGUGACCUGUGGAAGGGUGUGAGAGUUAAUCUUUCUGGUGUAGAAGCUAGGACUGUGAGUUCUCUUAUUAACGGAGACCAGUGGCUCCCAGACAUUUUUCGGCUAUCUCAUGGUAAACUCAUCAAGUCGGGAUGUGAAAUUCAAGCUCAACGCAUUUAUGAACAAUCAGUUCAUUCUGCCAUUCAUGAACUUUCAAGAGCCUCCAAAGAAUUUUCCCAGGAUGGAAUUCUUCAAAGACUUGCCCGGGAUAAACCAGCGAUUUCAGCAUUAGAAAGUUGUCGUUUACACCUUUCUGUUGCAUUAUAUAAUCUCAACAAUUCAUUAAUAUCCCCAAGUGAGUCCUCGUUGGAUUCGACAGUGCUAAACGAUAUUAAAACCUGGCUGAAUGGUGCAGGUGUUGGCCUUCAUACAUGCAUUGAGGAAUUUGAUGGAGAAAUAGACAAAACAAGAAAUCUUGCCAAGGAAAAACUGAACAAAUCUGUUGAAUUGGUGAGAAACUCUCUUCACCUCACAAAACAGCUUAACACUCGUAUAAGCUCAACAGAUAUUCCAAGGUUAUCGUAUUCCGAGGUUUCGAGACCAAAUAUGAACCCUAAUCUUGUAGUGGCAAAAGAUGGUUCUGGAAAUUUCAAAACAAUCAGCGAUGCCCUUAAUGCUGUCCCAAAUUACAGUAGUAAAAGGUUUGUUAUUUAUGUGAAGAAGGGUGUUUAUUAUGAAAAAGUUAAGGUUGAGCUUUAUAAGUGGAAUGUCGUGAUGUUUGGUGAUGGAAUACAUCAGACUGUUGUUUCUGGCGAUGCCAGCACGUCCGACAGAAUUAAAACAUCUAUGACUGGAACUUUCUCUGUUUACGGCAAGGGAUUUAUAGCUCGAGACAUGACAUUUCGGAAUACAGCCGGUGCAAGCAAGAACCAAGCUGUUGCCUUAUAUUCAGAGUCCGAUCAAUCAGUUUUCUACAGAUGCAGCAUUGAAGGCUAUCAAGAUUCUCUCAAUCCACAAUCCAUGCGCCAAUUCUUUCGAGAAUGCUUCAUUUAUGGAACUGUAGAUUUUAUUUUUGGAUUAUCAGCCACUGUUAUACAGUCCAGUCACAUCUUUGUUCGAAAGCCAUUGAUUGGACAAGAAAAUGUCAUAACCACCCACUCGAAGUUCAUUCCAGGGGAAAAUACAGGAAUUUCGAUACAGAACUGCACCAUUCAAGCGGCAGAGGACCUCACCGGCGUUAGGACUUAUUUAGGCAGGCCUCUGACUAAUUUCGGCAUUGCGGCAUACUUGGAGAAUGAGAUAAAUAACUUGAUUGAUCCACAAGGGUGGUUGCCGUUCUUCAACAAUAAGCCUCCGCCGGAGACUGUGAUUUUUGUGGAGUACAAUAAUAGGGGCCCUGGUGCAAUGACUAGUCGUAGGGUGAAUUGGAAAGGUUUAAAAGUUAAGCCUUCUAGAGUAGAAGCUAGUCGAUAUACUGUGAGGUCUCUUAUUAAUGGAGAACAGUGGCUCCCGGCUACAGGGGUACCUUUUAUAUUAGACCUCUAA
This is a messenger RNA of Fraxinus pennsylvanica, 6087 nucleotides long. The record is from the annotation of a GenBank genome assembly. NCBI's taxonomy places the organism in Eukaryota, Viridiplantae, Streptophyta, Magnoliopsida, Lamiales, Oleaceae.